AUGGGAUACUACCCUGAGGAAGGCACCGAGAAUGAUGGCGCCGCGCCUCAUGAGGGUAUGUCGGCGGGAAAGUACUUGUCUACCCGACUGUCAACCCUCAAACCGCCCAUGCUACCAGUUCCCAACCCGUGGAAGUUGGUUCGCAUGCUCAAUGCUCAACAGUGGGCUUUCUUUACGCUAGCUUUCUUUGCUUGGACCUGGGACGCCUUCGACUUUUUCACAGUCUCCCUCACCGUCAGUGAUCUCGCCAAGGACUUUGGCAAAACCCCAACAGAUAUCACAUGGGGUAUUACACUGGUUCUCAUGUUCCGAUCUGUGGGAUCCAUUCUGUUUGGUAUUGCCAGCGACCGAUAUGGCCGUCGAUGGCCAUUCAUCAUCAAUAACUUGCUGUUCAUCGUGCUUGAACUGGGUACUGGAUUUUGCCAGAACUACUCCCAGUUCCUCGCAUGCCGCGCCUUGUUUGGCGUGGCGAUGGGAGGUCUGUACGGAAAUGCUGCCGCCACAGCGCUUGAGGACCUUCCCGAGGAGGCUCGUGGUCUCAUGAGCGGUAUUCUCCAACAAGGCUAUGCAUUUGGCUACCUCCUCUGCGCUGCGUUUGCCCGCGGUCUGGUCGAUACUACAUCUCACAGUUGGCGUCCUUUGUACUGGUUCGCCGCCUGUCCUCCCGUCAUCUUCAUCGGCGUCCGUCUCCUGCUGCCGGAAACCAAGGUUUACCAGGAGCGUGAGCGAAUGCGCAAGGAGGCUGGAACUGGUGGCCAAUCUGCCGGCUCUGUCUUUAUUAGCGAGGGCAAGGUUGCGUUGAAGCGUCACUGGUUGCUGCUCUCGUAUCUGGUCCUCCUCAUGGCUGGCUUCAACUUCAUGAGCCACGGCUCCCAGGACUUGUACCCCACCAUGCUCGAGAACCAGCUCGGUUUCAGCAAGACCGCCGUGACUGUGACCCAGGUCGUGGCAAAUCUUGGCGCCAUGACCGGUGGCACUGUGGUUGGAUUCUGCAGUCAGUCCGUCGGACGCCGAUUCAGCAUCAUUGUUUGCUGCAUUGUCGGUGGUGCUCUCCUAUACCCUUAUGGUUUCGUGUCGGACAAGUCCAUCAUGGCGGCUGCCUUUUUCCAGCAAUUCUGCGUCCAGGGCGCAUGGGGUGUUAUUCCCAUUCACCUCAUGGAAUUGUCUCCAGGUGCCUUCAGAACCUUUGUCGUCGGUACUGCCUACCAGCUCGGUAACUUGGUGUCGUCCGCAUCGUCUACCAUUGAAGCUCGUCUUGGUGAGCGAUUCCCACUGCCCCCAACCGAGAAGGGCACGAAACGCUACGAUUACGGCAAAGUCAUUUGCAUUUUCAUGGGCUGUGUCUACGCCUACACUUUGUUCCUUACCUUUAUGGGACCCGAGCACCUCCGUCGCAAGUUCGACAUCAGCCACGAUACAGACGCCAAGGCAGCUGUGGGUGUUGACGCUGUUGGCCGCACAGCACACGGUGGCAUCUCUCACGAUGACAGCGACAGCAAGGCCCGUGAGAUUGAGGAGGACGAAGAGAAGAGGACUGCCGCCCACAACAACUAG
Molecule: messenger RNA, 1554 nt
Organism: Pochonia chlamydosporia 170
Lineage: Eukaryota; Fungi; Ascomycota; Sordariomycetes; Hypocreales; Clavicipitaceae
Product: sugar transporter family protein
Exons: 4
Coding region: 1-1554 (517 amino acids)
Biological process (GO): plasma membrane lactate transport
Cellular component (GO): plasma membrane
Molecular function (GO): secondary active monocarboxylate transmembrane transporter activity
Source: RefSeq, a predicted model, not a curated record